This is a messenger RNA of Odontomachus brunneus, 5004 nucleotides long. RefSeq names its product ankyrin repeat and KH domain-containing protein 1-like. The transcript is spliced from 16 exons. Lineage: Eukaryota; Metazoa; Arthropoda; Insecta; Hymenoptera; Formicidae. The record is from RefSeq and is a predicted model, not a curated record. Gene Ontology annotation, biological process: innate immune response. Gene Ontology annotation, cellular component: cytoplasm. Gene Ontology annotation, molecular function: protein binding. The coding region runs from base 905 to 4039 and encodes 1044 amino acids.
AUAAUUUUGCACAAAUUAUAUUUAUUUUAUAUUUAGAGAAAACAAUGACAAAUAUAUAAUAUGUAUCAUCUAAAAUAAUGAUUCUAUCCAUUUGCAUUAUAUAUAUACACGCGCGCGCAUACACACACACACACACACACAACUUACCAGUUAAAAGAACACUUGGCACCUUCAAAAAAUAAGUAAGAUUUAACCAAGUGUAACUUUGUUUAAAAAAUUAUCUAAAUCUAGAAAAAAGUUUAAAAUAUCUAUUUUCAAGCAACAUUUUUAUGUUCUUUUAAUUUUGGUAAUUUUUAUAUAGAAAAAAUACAAUGGCUAUUGCAUUGGUAAUAUAAACGCAAUAUCGUGCAAUUAUUGAAACAUAAUACUGGCCGUACAUUGGCCUUUAUAUGUAAUAUUCAUGUUAUAUUAGGAAAUAUUGGCCAAUGCACUUUCAAUGUAAAUGCAAUAUUGCGUAUUUAUUGACAUGUAAUAUUAGCAAUAGAUUAACAUUUAUUCUGAGUUCAACAUUCACAUUUUAUAUUGGGAAACCGUUCCGCUUUUCCGCGCAAAUUGUGCUCCAUGGGUGUGUUCCUAAAACUAGGCGCCUCUAAGACAAAGUAAAAAUUGCAUGUAUCUACUGAAGAAUUAAUAAUGUUGAUAAAUAGGCAUGUUCUAUUAUUUCCAGAUUCUUAUACUGACCUUUAAUUCUUAAACCGAUUGUUUACUAACAUCGAAUAUUAUUAUCUCGAUAAGAAAUAUAUAUAUUAGUUCACUUAGUCUGUAACUGACAGUUUUCAAAUUAUACAUUCUUAUAUAAUAUUGUUUUGCUAAGCAAAUUGAUAUUCAUGAAAUCCGUAUACAUCAUAGCUUUUCCCUUUAAAAGAGAUUUAUUUAACAAAGAAUACUAAUAAAAGGAAACAAUAUGGGUGAAAAAUGUUUAGACAUCACCAACAAAUCUGACUCCAAAUUAUUAGACUACAACAGAUUAUUUGAAUGCAUCUUUGUAGGAAAUAUGAAGCUCAUGUGUGAACUUAUCUAUAGUGGUGCUAAUGUCAAUACCCAAGAUCAUAACGGAAAUACACUUCUCAUGUACGGAUGUAGAUUUGGAUAUAUCGAUAUUGUAUAUGCUUUAUUGUGUCUAGGAGCUAAUACUGAAUUUACGAAUAAUCGAGGCGAUACAUCCUUAAUGGUAACAGUUAAAUCAAGACAUCAUCCAAUUGUCCAGGUCUUAUUGGAACACGGUUCAUCUGUCAAUGCUUAUAAUAAUAAAACCAAGCAAUCUGCAUUAACAUAUGCAUGCUUCAUAGGAAAUAUUAAGAUAGUUCAAUUAUUAUUGGAAUUCAACGCAGAUGUGGAACAUAAAACCGAUCAAAAGUGGACACCACUUAUGAUAGCAUCGAUGCGUGGUUAUAUACAAAUAGCUAAUAUGCUGUUAAAUUCAGGUGCCGCAUUAUAUAUGCCAAAUGAUGCAAACCAAUCUCCGUUGACAUUAGCAGUUAGCAAUGGUCAUGAGGUACUUACGAAUCUUCUGAUCGAUCGAGGAGCAUACAUAGAUGAAGUUAACUCUGUGGGUUACACGCCAUUAAUGGAAGCAGUGUGUAGAGGACACUUGAAAAUAAUUCAGUUACUUUUAAAAAACGGCGCAGACGUCAAUAUCCGAUCUAAUACAACGGGGGUAACAGCACUUUCGUUGGCUUGCUACAAGGGUUUCUAUGAAGCUGUGGCUGAUUUAAUUUUAGCAGGCGCUGACAUCCAAUUGUCUAAUCCUUUAAUUGAUGCUGCCCGCAAUGGACAUGUAAAUAUUGUUCAACAUUUACUACAUUGUGCUGCGGAGGUUCAGGCUAAAACGGGUAGAGGAGAUACUGCAUUAAUAUUUGCUUGUGAAAAUGGUCAUAUUGACGUUGCUGAACUUUUGCUUGACUUUGGGGCUACACUGAAUUAUAAGACAAAAGAAGGUGUAACUCCACUAAGGAUGGCUUGCCGUAAUGGUCAUUUAGAGAUGGUUAAAUACCUUAUUUCAAAAGGCGCAGAUGUUAAUUAUCCAAGAAGGUUUACCGUACGAAGAAAAUACUAUAAAAUGACAUUAACAAUGUGGAAUAAACAGAAUAACAAAGACAAGAAUCUUCUUGAAACGAGUAUUAAGACAUGUACCAAUUUUUUUUCUGAUAACUUCAAGGAUACUGAUGUUCAGAUAUAUGCGAACGACUUCACAUAUUUAGAAAACUUGGACGAGGACAAAAUUGAUGAUCUCAAGAUAGACAAUGACGUUGAAAACCAAUUACAUCAGUCUAUAUCAUUUUACUACCCUAAAAAGUUAGAGUACUGUAUUAAAUAUUUUGGUAUCCAGCACUUUAUUAAUUAUAAGCGGCAUAUAUUACAUCCCAUUGGGUCGAUACUUUCAAUUUGUGAAGUACAAGAGCAAUGUAAAAUAAAAAAUAUUAACAAUUUAACCAAAGAGGACGCAUUAAUAAACACAAUGCGUCUACCAUUUUCUUAUUUAAAUUUAUUUAAUGAACAUCAGCUUUCUAAAUUAUUUUCCUUGGCUUGCACAGCAGGUUACUAUGAACUUGCCCAGGAAUUCAUCGACAUGAACAUUGCUGUAGAUAUUCCUAACUUGAAUGAGAAUUGUACCCCAUUGAUGGAAGCUGCCAAAGGAGGACAUGUCGAUAUCGUGCGCUUACUUCUCUCUUACAAUGCCAAUGUCAAUGCUCACUCCACUACAAAAAAUUCUUCUCUCAUAUACGCAUGUGCUGGCGGACAUAAGGAAGUUGUACGUGCCUUAUUGGAAGCAGGAGCCAAUGUUGAACAUCACAAUGAGGAUGGUUGUACACCUUUGAAGGCAGCAGCAAAAAUUGGACAUGUCCCAAUUGCCAAACUCUUACUAAAACACGGUGCAAAAUGCAAUACAUGUUCCAAAGAAUUUAAGGAAUCUGCAUUAAUAUUGGCUAGCUACAAAGGACACUUAGAGAUGGUUCAACUUUUACUGGGAGCUGACAAACAUGAAACCAAUGACAUGCAUUUAGCACUUAUAACAGCAUCGAUAAAUGGCCACUUAGAAGUAGCGCGCUUACUUUUGGAUAAAGGUGCCCAAGCAAAUAUGUUGAUGAAUACCUGCGAAUCUCCGUUAUUGUUAGCAGCUUCGGAAGGUCAUAUCAAACUUGUGAAACUUCUGCUUGAUCGAGGAGCAAAAACCACAGAAAUUAACAGUGAGGGUUAUAAUCCGCUGAUGCAAGCAGCGCGCGCGGGUCAUAAGGAAACAGUCGCGUUGCUCUUAAGUCGAAAUGCAUUCAUUGACGAACAAAAUAAAGAAACUGGAGAAACAGCACUUACGUUGGCUUGCUAUGGCGGUUUCCUCACAGUUGUUGAUUGUUUAAUCAAAGCAGACGCUGAUAUCAAUUCGGGACGACUUACUGCUCUAAUGACUGCAGCUCGAGAAGGACACUUCCAUAUUGUUCGACAUUUACUGAAUUAUAAUGCGGAUACUAAUAUUGAAACAUUUCCGGGAAAGACAGCAUUAAUGUAUGCUUGUGAAAAUGGUCAUACUGACAUUGCUAAACUUUUGCUUCAGUUUAAUGCCAAACUGGAACAUACGUCAGUGAGAGGUGCGACUCCUCUGAUGUACGCUUGUGUCGCUGGUCAUUUUGAUACAGUUCAGUUUCUUAUAUCGGAAGGAGCCAAUAUUAAUCGUCAAACAACAGAUAACCAAACUCCUCUUACAUUAGCAUCUUUAGCUGGUCAUAUUGCUAUAGUCGCACUGCUUCUUGAUUACGGUGCUAACCCGGAUCACAAAUUUGAAGAUAACUUUAAUACAAUAAUGGCAACAAUAACAUGUAAUCAGCCAUGCACCAUGGAAAUCUUAUUAGACAAAUUUCGAAUUUUCCGAACGAGUAAUUAUAAGUAUGGCAUAGAUAAUGAACUUAUAUUUAAAAAUUACUUCUUCAAUUGGAAAUACAAGAUGAAUAAGACUCAUCAACGGACUUAUAAAUGGAAAAAGCAAACAGAGACGAAUGUUUUAAAAAUGAUGGAUGAACAAAGUGAUAAAAACGGCUUUUACUGAUAAAGAACUUUAUGAUUUCUUUUGUCAAAUGAAAAGUAAAUACACCAUUUCUAACUAGAAAUGAACUAAAACUUACAGGUGUUCUAGAAAUUACUAAGAGAUAUUGUAAUAUUGCUAAGUAUUUAAGUAAUACUUAAGAAGCUGAGAGGUAAGAAGUUCAUAUAAAAUCUCUAAGAAAGUUUGUAGAAAAUUCUAGGAGGCUCAAGUUCUUACAUAUAUAGGAUGUUCCAAACUCUCCUUCGUAUAUUUUGUGGAAACGUAGAACGAGUUGAGAUGAACGUAAAAGUCCUAUAUCGUUUUGUGAUAUUCGCAAUAAUGAAAUGUCGCUUCCGAAUGGCAUCUCUGAGCGUUAUCUGGGGAGAGGAGAGUAUCGUGAGCGUGGAGCAUCAAGUAGCUCAGUGAUUUAGAGCAGUCGCCUGGCAAGUGAAAGACCUGGAUUCGAGUCCCAACCUAGCAAACUGCGCUUUCGAUAUUUUUCUCUCUCCGGAACGAAAAGAUACGUAGGUCCCGAACGCACGGCGUCCCGUCACCACCUAAUACACCUUUUUCCUUCUUUCGCAAUUAAUUUCUCUGUUAUCAUUGCGAAUAUCGUAAAACGGUACGGGACUUUUAUGGGUUCAUAUCAACCCGUUCCACAUUCCCACAAAAUAUGCGGAGAAGAGUCUGAGAUAUCCUGUAUAUAGUGCAGGCCUACUUAAAAUUUCUAAUGUAUAUCCAUGAUAUACAUACAAUACAAGUGAUAAAAAUGUCAACGAUAAAUGAAUAUCUCAUGAACAAUGUAUUUUUGAAAACAUAUUUCUUACAAAUGGUAAAGUUUCAAGAAGUUUAUUUGAUGGUGUUAGCAUGCAAAUUUCAAAAAGGUAUUGUUUACGAGAUAUUCAAUCAUCCUGAAACAUUUUCUACUUUGUGUGUAUAUAUAUAUAUAUAUAUAUAUAUAUAUAUAUAUAUAUAUAUAUUUUUUUUAA